AUGCCUCCCACAGCUGCUGCCGCCGUCAACGAGCAGAGCAUUUCUGGUACAACAUACGUCUCGACCAACGACGACGAGACGGCAGAGUUGAGAGUGCAGGAUCUAAAACAUGUGCUUGAUGAGCCCGACUUGAUUGUCCCCGUACCCACCUGGGAUCCAGAUUUCCCUGACACCAGGCCGACACCGUACUCGAAGCUUGUCAAGCCAUUGCGAGUUACGCUCAACGAGGGCGACAUGAUGUAUCUGCCUGCUAUGUGGUAUCACAAGGUUGGACAGAGUUGUGGUGAUGAAGGUUAUUGCUGUGCGGUCAACUACUGGUAA
This is a messenger RNA of Aureobasidium uvarum, 321 nucleotides long. The record is from the annotation of a GenBank genome assembly. NCBI's taxonomy places the organism in Eukaryota, Fungi, Ascomycota, Dothideomycetes, Dothideales, Saccotheciaceae.